GAAGCUUUAAAUGCAAUUUUUAACACAUAAUUUGGUAAAAACUGACUCCAGUAGUGUUACUACACAAACGCAUAUGCUGGCAUAUCUAAAAAUAUAUUUCUGAUCAUAUUUGAAAUUAAUUAAUUACUGACUAUUUUAGUUAUUCAAAUUUUCGGUUUCAUUAAUUUGCACUGCAUUUCUUAGCCACAAAUAUUGAUAAUUUUCAUUUAUAUCAAUAAGUGGUUUACACGAGUUAAAGCAGGGACUUCGCCUACUUUCGCCGUAAGAAAUAGUUACCCAUUUUGUUUAUAUCUUUUCAAGAAUAACACAAUUUUUACAUUUAUUCGACAUAAAUAAAUAAUUUCUAUGUAUUUUCAUGUUUUUAUUUUUAUUACAAUAUGAUAUCUUUUGCAUAUACUGUUUAUUAGAAUCGUUCCGACUCGUGGGGUAAAGAUGGCAUUCGUAGCGCUCCGUGUGUGCCGCCAAUCCUGUUCUCUUCAGAGAACCGGCAUCCAUAACCGGCUGAGCUUGAGUAGUUGUGUCUCAGUUCUUCGCCAAUUUGCUACGAAAAUGUCGCUCCCUAGGGUUUUCUUCGAUGUCAGCGCUGAUGGGCAACCUAUGGGAAGAAUUGUAAUGGAGUUGAGAGCUGAUGUUGUACCCAAGACUGCGGAAAAUUUCCGUGCAUUGUGCACUGGUGAAAAGGGCUUUGGAUACAAGGGUAGCACAUUCCACAGAGUUAUCCCAAAUUUCAUGUGCCAAGGUGGAGAUUUUACCAAUCAUAAUGGCACUGGUGGAAAGUCAAUCUAUGGAAACAAGUUUGAGGAUGAAAACUUCAUUCUGACUCACACUGGAGCGGGUAUCUUGUCUAUGGCUAAUGCUGGGCCACACACAAAUGGUAGCCAGUUUUUUGUUACCACUGCCAAAACUAGUUGGCUUGACAAUCGUCAUGUUGUUUUUGGUUCUGUUGUUGAGGGCAUGGAUAUUGUGAAGAGGUUGGAAGCCUUUGGUUCUCAGAGUGGCAAGACCUCUAAGAAACUUGUCAUCGAUGAUUGUGGUCAACUUUCAUAAAAGUACAUGCAUUUAAUCAGAAAUUUUCGUUUUACCUGCUACAAAAUGAGUUGUGUAAUUUUUCUAAAAUGCUUCUUUGUUUGAUCUAAAAAAGUUCCCCAAAUGCUCAUUUUCCGAAUUAAAAGUACAAAAAGUUUUGUUCUGUAAAUCAAUUGAAAUUCUUGAAAUUUGCAGAUUGGUUAAUUUACUGUGUAAUAAAAUUUUGUGCAACUGCAGUAGUAAUGCCGCAUGAAUGAGCCGUUUCAUCCAUUCCAUUAACCUUAAGUUAUGUUAGGUGAUGGUAUGCCAAAGAACAAUACUAUGUUAUUGUCGAAUAUGACUUGUAAUUGUUCAAGCAAUAGUAACCUCAUUGUAGCUGUAAGUGUUAAGGAUGCAAGAAUUUAAAUACUUCAGAUCUUGUGAUAAUUUAAGUGAUCCAGGUGGUGCAUACCAUAUAUUGGCUAACUGCAAAUAAUGUUUUGAAUGUAACUGGCAUUCCUGAAGUAACUUGCUUGAUUCAACAUUUCACUUUUUAUUGCUGUUUUGUCCUUUCUGUAUUUCACAUUUCAACUAGUUCAGAAAUAAAAGUUGAAUAAUUGACUUCUGCUUUUUAUUUCAACUUAAUGGCAAUAAAAUGUAGGGCAAGUUACUAGUUCUAGUGGUUAAAGCCUGAAUGCAUGAAGUUUGAUACUGUUUCCUUAGGUGUUUGAGUCUUGAAGAUAAGAAUUUUUAGUAAAGCAAAUUUAGAAGCAAGGAAUUUCUGUGGGAUGAAAAGUAAUCAGAACACAAGGUGAUGGGUGCUUGAAUUUAUUGCUAAGAACAGUCAUUACCAGGGAGGAUGUGAACAACAAAAUAUUAAAAUCUCAGGAAUUGGGAACUAAAUGUUCCUUUUAACAAGCCUCAUUAAAAAUUUUCAUCUUCCUGGCCUCUUCUUAAAAAUUAAAUAUGUAGAGAUUGAAACUUAAAAGAAUGGGAAAUGAUCUUUGACUAGAUGUGAUAAAAUCUUUCACUAUUAACUGCUUGAAAACUUGUUCUUGGGUGCACAGUGAUCAGGAAGAGAGCAAUGUUGCAUUGCUGCUGGAAAAGUGCCAGGAAAAAUGGUUGCUGAAAUUAUGAACUAAUAGUUUUCACUCCCAUACAUUGGGAGUUGAAUAGGCGCCAGCCUUUUGGAAUAUUGGGCAUGGGAACACCAUGUCUAGUAUUUAGCUGAUCAAAUUGCUCUACUUGCCAGGGUAAAAAUUGACUGCAUUAGGAAAUUCAUAUUACCUGAAGUGUUUUAUCUAUUGGUCUGCCAAAAAAUA
Messenger RNA from Gryllus bimaculatus (two-spotted cricket), 2327 nucleotides. The record is from the annotation of a GenBank genome assembly. Lineage: Eukaryota; Metazoa; Arthropoda; Insecta; Orthoptera; Gryllidae.